GCACCCCAAAAACCCCUCGGAACCCCCAAAACCCCCGGGCCGCACCGCCGCGAUGUUCCUGACGCGCUCCGAGUACGACCGGGGUGUGAACACCUUCUCUCCCGAGGGGAGGCUCUUCCAGGUGGAAUAUGCCAUCGAGGCCAUCAAGCUGGGCUCCACGGCCAUCGGCAUCCAGACGGCGCAGGGCGUGUGCCUGGCGGUGGAGAAGAGGAUCACCUCGCCCCUCAUGGAGCCCGCCAGCAUCGAGAAGAUCGUCGAGAUCGACUCCCACAUCGGCUGUGCCAUGAGCGGCCUCAUCGCCGAUGCCAAGACCUUGAUCGACAAGGCCCGAGUGGAGACUCAGAACCACUGGUUCACCUACAACGAGACGAUGACGGUGGAGAGCGUCACCCAGGCCGUGUCCAACCUGGCCCUGCAGUUUGGGGAGGAAGACGCCGAUCCCGGAGCCAUGUCCCGCCCCUUCGGAGUGGCGCUGCUGUUUGGAGGAGUGGACGAGAAGGGCCCCCAGCUGUUCCACAUGGAUCCGUCGGGAACGUUCGUGCAGUGCGACGCCAGAGCCAUCGGCUCGGCCUCCGAGGGCGCCCAGAGCUCCCUGCAGGAGGUUUAUCACAAGUCCAUGACGCUGAAGGAGGCCAUCAAAUCGUCCCUGGUGAUCCUGAAACAGGUGAUGGAGGAGAAACUCAACGCCACCAACAUUGAGCUGGCCACGGUGGAGCCUGGGAUGAAAUUCCACAUGUACACCAAGGAGGAGCUGGAAGAGGUUAUCAAGGAUAUCUGAAAAACAAGGAAAAAAAAACAAAAUCCCAAACCCCACAAUUUCCCACCCCCCCAAAUCAAAGGAACUCUCCCAGUUCCCGGGAUUCCCUCUCCUUUAUCCCACCGGAUCUGGAGAUUUUUGUACUCUUUGUGGACAGAACUGAGGAGGGGAAGGAAAUAAAUGAUUUUAUUAUUC
Molecule: messenger RNA, 952 nt
Organism: Myiozetetes cayanensis
Lineage: Eukaryota; Metazoa; Chordata; Aves; Passeriformes; Tyrannidae
Gene: PSMA5
Product: proteasome 20S subunit alpha 5
Exons: 9
Coding region: 53-778 (241 amino acids)
Biological process (GO): proteasome-mediated ubiquitin-dependent protein catabolic process
Cellular component (GO): nucleus; proteasome core complex, alpha-subunit complex; proteasome core complex
Source: RefSeq, a predicted model, not a curated record